Eriocheir sinensis (Chinese mitten crab) is the source of this 5927-nucleotide messenger RNA. RefSeq names its product LIM/homeobox protein Lhx1-like. The record is from RefSeq and is a predicted model, not a curated record. Bases 627 to 2201 code for a protein of 524 amino acids. Lineage: Eukaryota; Metazoa; Arthropoda; Malacostraca; Decapoda; Varunidae. Gene Ontology annotation, biological process: neuron differentiation; regulation of transcription by RNA polymerase II. Gene Ontology annotation, molecular function: DNA-binding transcription factor activity, RNA polymerase II-specific; RNA polymerase II transcription regulatory region sequence-specific DNA binding. Gene Ontology annotation, cellular component: nucleus. The transcript is spliced from 9 exons.
CCAUGACAUCAGCCUCCGAGGGUGUCUCGGUGCCGCCUCCGCCGCCAGCGUGGCCCCGCGUGCCAGCCAGGCCGCGCCCGGCCCCCCGCCACUCGCCGCCGCCCGCGCCCGCCCAGCCAAUGGCGGCCGCGGGCCAGCAUCCCCGGCGCUGGCGGCCCCGCCUUCUGGCCGGGCGGCGCGGCGGGACUGGUUGUUAUGGCAACUGAGGCGGUCCGGGAGGACGCGGCCCCGCCCUCCCCGCCUGCGCCGUGGCUCCGGGCCGCACGAGUGUUAGUGUUAAUGUGAACGGGGCCGAGUUGACACCCGUGAGGGUGAGGCCGCCGUGUUGAGCCUCCGCCUGGCGACUCGCGCUGACCCCCGCCACAGUGAUGCUGCAGCCCGCACGCCCCGCACACCACCACACCCUCGGCGCCACCACACGCCGCUGAGCGUUCCGGCCGCGGCGGAGUGCACGCCGCGCAGUGCGUACCGAAGCAGGCACACGGCCGCCAGCAAGCAGGAAGGCAAGGAGUAGCAGGAGCAGGAGGCGGCAGGAAGGAGUCAGGAGGAGGCAGCCAGGCAGGCGGGCCGGUGUGUGAUGGCCUGAGUUUUCCGCUCCGCACGAGUCGCCGCAACACGCUGCCACCAUGAUCAUUUGUUGUGCGGGCUGCGACAAACCCAUCAUGGACAAGUUCCUGCUGACGGUGCUGGAAAGGACUUGGCACGCGGAGUGUGUGCGCUGCGUGGACUGUGGCUGUGCCCUCACCGACAAGUGCUUCAGCCGCGAGGGAAAACUCUUCUGCAGGAGCGACUUUUUCAGGUUGGUGUCGGAAGCAGAUGGCUGGCAACCGCGGUUCGGGACCAAGUGUUCGGGGUGUCUGCAGGGCAUCUCUCCGCAGGACCUGGUGAGGAAGGCCCGCGACCGCGUCUUCCACCUCAAGUGCUUCACCUGCUGCGUCUGCCGCAAGCAGCUCUCCACCGGCGAGGAACUCUACGUGCUCGACGAGAACAAAUUCAUCUGUAAACAAGACUACAUGGGCGGCAAGGCCAUGUCGGACUCCUUCCCGGCGGGUCUGACGACGAGGAGGAGGUCCAUGGACGUCAAGCCGCCCGUGGAGACCAACAACAACACCAGCACGCCCCGGUGGGCACCCAGGGGCCCAUCCCACGCCCGCCCUCACAGCCAACCCCAGCGCCCUGGUGUCCUCGCCCUCAGGCCCCAACACGCCCACAGGGGAGCAGGGCUCCCAGUGGCCAUGAUGAGCAGCAGGCGGCCCGGCACGCCCACAAGGCCCCUCGGGGUCGUGCCCACCAGCACCACGCCGCUGCUCGAGUCCAUGAGUGUGGGCAGAGUCCAAGGUCAACACUCCUUCGCGGGCUUCAACGUGAAAAAAGCGUUGUGUGUGUAUGUGUGUAUGUGUGUGUGUGUGUGUGUGUGUGCUAAUAAGUCCACGCCUCCUCUGCAGGUGAGUAUUUCCCGCGACACGCCGCCAACGGACAAGGACGGCGGCAACUUCCACGACUCUGACGUGUCUGACGCGGAGGGCAGCAGCGAGGCGAAGGAGCAGGGCAGCAGCGCGGAGGCCAAGCUGGCGGACGACGAGAAGGGUGGGAACAAACGGCGGGGACCCAGGACCACUAUCAAGGCGAAGCAGCUGGAAAUCCUCAAGACUGCCUUCGCCUCCACGCCCAAGCCCACGAGACACAUCCGGGAGCAGCUGGCCAAGGAGACGGGCCUCCCCAUGCGGGUCAUACAGGUGUGGUUCCAGAACAAAAGGAGCAAGGAGCGGCGCAUGAAGCAGCUCUCGUCCAUGGGCAUGCGCGCGCACCUCUUCGGCAACCCAAGGAAGCUGCGCGGGAUGAGGAUGUCGCCUAGCAUGGAGGACGGCUUUCCCUACUACGGAGACGCCUUCGGGUACGGUCCCCAGGGCUUCCACGACUUCUUCCCUGGCCAGGGUCCCCCGCCUCCCCCCGGCAUGAGUUUCCCGCAUGGCCUGCCCCCGUCCAUGGAGCAGCCGCUACCUCCUGGGGGCCCCAUGAGUGACUUCCCGGGCCUGGGUGGACUGGGGGCGCCGCCGGUGUCUGAGGGCGGCCACUUCAUGACGCAGCCCCCCGACAUGCUCUCCCUGUCCCAGCGGUCAUCCCCCGAGGGCAUGAUCAUGGCGCACGGGGGUCAGGGAGGCAACUUUGACCACCAGGUGAACGAGGGUCUGGUGUGGUGACAUGAAGCUGACCUCUGAUGACGCACCAGGCCCUUCGAGGUGCUCUCCAGCGACGUCGCCAGAGGAAUGUCUCCACUGCUCUCCUGUUACCUGCCAACACCUCCACCACCUCCACCGCCUCCACCACCUGGGCAGCGCGGUGUUCAGCCCUCGCCCCCGCCACCCACCCCACACUGACCACUCCGGCUUCCCUACCCUGCCCUGCCCCAGGAGGUUAAAUGUUCAAAGUAACCAACCACCUUACGCGUCGCCACCAGGAGGGAGUGUCACCAAGGGGCACCAAAUCGUCACUAUAUUAUAGAGUUCGUGGCUGAAAUCAAGGUCAGGUCAUGUCGUGCUCUCUUUUACCUUGGCUUGAGUGUUCUGCUGCAGAGAUCCGGAGAACGCUUGUGGCAUCCCUAGCAGCCUCAGGCACUUCCAAAGGCGUUUUGAGGAGUCACACACUCACAGUCGAUCCCAGAACGGACCUCCAGCGCAGCUCAUGUUCUCUCUGGUAAAACUUCGCCCUCCAUGACAAAAAGGAAAGAUUUUAAAGAGAAAUAUAAAGCAUUCGUUGCUACGUGGAGCUGGUGGAGUCUGUCUGGCACGGCUGUCACCGCCGCCACAAAACAUGAUCAAAGGGAUGUUGAAAAAUGGUCCCGAUCAUUCACUUGAGAGGAUGGAUUAUAUCCCUCGUACAUUAGUGUGAUUACGGUGAACAAGAAACUGUGUAAAUAUAUAAUAUACGAAGUGUCGGAGUGUCGUUUGCACUGGGAAAGUAAUCGAGUGGUUGAGGGAAAUUAUUGUAUCCAGCAGCUACGAAAUUAAUUUUGGUUUGCCCGCUGACGGGUCUGGUUUAUACGUACGUGGUGCCGCAACAUGGUGCAGAAAAGUAAACUUAGGAAAGAAAUUUAUAGAAACAAUCAUUGAAAAACUAUGAAGUAAAAGGUAAAUGAAACGAAGCAAUAGUUCGAAGUGUCUCGCCAGGCACUGCUCGAGCUGUCCUCCAGACAUUCGCGCACACGCAGCGCUGACGUGGACUGAGUGAGUGUCUGUGUCUGUUCUAUGUUCCUAUGUCUAGAUGUAGCGUUGCUGGCUGAGGAAUCGCGCACACAAAGGUAAUAAUUUAUGUAGCUUCUGCCCCUUUAUAGAAAACCACCCGGGCGCCAGGCGCUUCCCGUGGCCCAGUGAAGGUAGUGAGGGGCGGGGCGUGGCGGCCCGGGCCAGGAGCACCUGCAGCUCUUCCCCAGCCAGCUACUUCCUUUCAAAAGCAGCUUCAGUUUUCACAUCCCUCUAUUUGAGCCCACCUACCCCUUUAUCAUUGCCCAGCCGUGCGAAAUAUGCUCCUAGAGAAGCUAUUUUGGUGGCCCGCGAGUGUGCCUAAGAGCCCCCUUGUCUCUCCCCAGGGCCCAAUAUUCUCAGUUGUCUAUUCCAUAUCUUUUCAGUUUUUGAGGAGACUUUUUAACCCUUGCAAGAUCUUGUUUUGGGAUAAUAUUCACGAAAGCGUAGCCUCCUCUGGCGGCGGCCGCGGCGGCGGUCCAGCCGGUGUUGCGAGAAAUAUCUCCUCGCAGAAAUAAGUCGUAUAUACAUGGGGGAGGGGGGGGGCCAGGGGAGGGCGCAGACCCCCCCCCCCCUGGUUAGGAGGUUAUGUAAAGUUCGGUUGGAGUAGUUUAGAUAUGCUCCCCCACCCAAAACCCUCGAUUUCCCACGGGUGUCCAAGUUGAACCUCUCUGCGAGCUAUUUUGCGGUGGCGGCGGCGGGUCCCGGAGAAAAAUACUAUCUCCAUGAUAAACAGCAUCAUAUUUUGUCCAGAAAUAAGCAGUCACCAUCUCGAAAUUGGUAGGCUACACAUUCGUGAAUAUUCCCCCUUGUUUUGGUAUGCACCUUUGUGGCAUCCUUUGGUGUAGCUUUUUUAACAAUCGGCCCUCAAGUUCUCCAUAGCUUAGGGGCACCAGGUCUAAAUAUGGCACUGCAUGAUUUGCAUGAUAGCUACACAACCACAGGGUUCAUGACAAUUCUGCAUACAUGACCAAUCAGUUUCAAAGAUGGACGAGAGAGGAGAAGCUAGUAACUAGACCAAACGCCUCAAAAUGUGUGAAAAUAUUAGUUCUCAAUUAUGUUGAAGAUGGGGAGGGGAGGGGCCUCAGCAGCAUACACAAAGAAAGAAUUCCAUCAGGUAACAACACUACGAGAAAAGCAGUGUUCAGGGUCCAUGUUGGGAUAUGCAGAAGGAAAUCUUGAUUAUUUUGACUGAGUUAUCAUGCCCAAGGACUCGCUGAAUAUCUGAAAUGUUAGCCCCUUCUACCCAAGGUUACGUUUAUAUUUAAUAUCGGGAUAUCUUAGAUGAGUAUGAAGUGGGAAUUGCAUGGAAAAAACUCAUUUGAAUUAAUAGUAAAAUGGAAGUUCCUUCAGAGCCUUUUGUUCCUACUUGAAGAUGUUUGCGUCGGCUCAUUUUACAAAGGUAUACACUAAGUGGUGAUGUGUCGCAUCUGGGCCAGAACAAUGUCACUGAUGCCACAGUAGAGGAACUACAUAGUUUCCCAAAGAUCAUGAGGCAAGGCAGUGACAAAUUUAAAUAUGAUUCUCUGCUAUAUUUAAUGUACAACAAUAUCUGGGCCUCCAAUGGUCAGACUUCUCCGCAGUGCAGUGGUGAGUGUCCUUAACUAUGAAUCUGCAGGCUGGGUUCGAAUCCUAGCCUGGGCAGUCGUCAUGCAGCGCACUCAGCUGUUCAUCCUUCUUUUCAGGAUGGUCGGUAUAUGGGUACCUAGGGAAACCUGGGGAAGGUAAACUGUGGUAACCCAGAUGUUACACUGGCCCUGUGUCAGGUUAAUGGGUUCUUUCCCACCACAGACUCAAAGAGCCCAUGGAAUGGAGUUGAGCCAUGUGCAUCUAUAGCACAUACUCCCAAAUUUUUAAAAUCUGGGCUUCAUGAACGUAAGGCACUUGAGCUGCACUGGCAUUACUGGCACUGCAGUGAGCAUACGGGGUUUUCAAAGGGGCUUCACAGGCACUAUCCUUUCUGUUAUUACCUCUCCUCUCCUAUAUCCUCCCUUUUGUACUUCCCAAAGAUUCAAAGAGGAGUAUAGGCCAUACCUCGUUUCCCUUUGUAAUGUCAUCCAUGGGAAUAUAUUUAUGAAAGAAAGAGCUGUGUACCACUUAUCAUCUUGGACACUUAAACGCCAGAUCUUAAGCUGGAACACGUUUUCAUAUUUUGCAAUUUCUUGGUGCAAAUGUUCAUCUCAGAAAAUCCAGUAUAGAAAAGAGUUAAUUACUACCUUAGCCCAGGAGAAUAAUUCAUGCAGAGUUUUUUGUAUUUUUAUUUCCAGCCUUGAGUGAAGUUUAUUUGUCCAUUAAAUAUUUUUGACGUACAACCCUCAGUUUCCUCCCCCCUCCAUCCCAGCCUCUACCCUCGCCACCAUCCCCACCGCCUCUCCCUCCCUGCCCGCCUCCUUCCCAAACCCAGGACCUCUGCACCUUUACAUAGUAUUAAUGAGAAAUAAUGAAUGUUUGAAGAUACUUGUAAUGAACGAUGCCUCACUUUCCUCCCAAAUUUCCCUUCCCUUCCUCUCCCUCCCCUGCCCUCCCCUCCUCAUUACCCAUCAUGUCACAGUGUUCUCUUCCAUAGAUGUUAUAAGUUUAAUGUAAAUACUGUCUGUAUAUAUUUCUGUAUCAUCCACGUCUGAAUGUCAUAUAUUGUAUAUUUAAAUUAAUUAUUGUGACCAUCAAAAUAAAAUGUUGGAGAAUGUU